This is a messenger RNA of Trichoplax adhaerens, 11505 nucleotides long. RefSeq lists its product as uncharacterized. Lineage: Eukaryota; Metazoa; Placozoa; Uniplacotomia; Trichoplacea; Trichoplacidae. Gene Ontology annotation, molecular function: actin filament binding. The coding region runs from base 1 to 11505 and encodes 3834 amino acids. The transcript has 4 exons. Gene Ontology annotation, biological process: actin cytoskeleton organization. The record is from RefSeq and is a predicted model, not a curated record.
AUGACUUCUCGCAAGAAAAAUCAAGAUAUCAGAGAGGAUGAAACACCAAUUGAAAUGUUGGAGAAUAUGGCCGAAGAUGCGGAAUGGAAAAGAAUUCAAAAAAAUACUUUUACAAGAUGGUGUAACCAACACUUGAAAACUCGCAACUUGCAAAUUAAUGAUUUAUUUAAAGAUUUUGCUGAUGGAUUGAAACUAAUUGCUUUAUUGGAAAUACUAUCGGGGAGAAUCAUCAAAGGCUACCAUCGAAAGAUUAGUUUUCCUCAGCAUAAAAUUGAAAAUGUUUCAACGGCUUUACGCUUUGUUGAAAGUCUUGGUAUUUCACUCAUCAGUAUAGAUAGUGGCCAUAUCAUCCAUGGUAAUAGUAAACUGAUACUGGGAUUAAUAUGGAAGCUGAUUUUACAUUUUCAAAUUUCUCUACCUACCAUUCAGCCGGCACUUCGCAAGGUGCCUGAAGACGUCAUUACUGCUGAUAAUAUGCAAAAUAAUCAAGCUAAUCCAAUGAAUCAGCCACCAUCACCAGUAGAAAAACCUCAAAAAGUCAGUGCUAAACAAGCCCUACUAAAUUGGGUCAACGAUGUCCUUCCUAAAGACUAUAAAGUGAACAAUUUUACUAGGGAUUGGAAUGAUGGAAUUGCUAUUCAAGCCUUAGUGGACAAUAUUGCGCCUGGCUUGUGUCCAGAAUACGAAACUGCUAAUCCACACAAUGCCCUUGAAAAUGCUACCGUUGCAAUGGAGAGAGCAUCAGACUGCUUGGAUGUACCCAUGGUACUAACACCAGAAGAUAUGGUUAAUCCCAAGGUAGAUGAAAAAAGUGUUAUGACAUAUGUAUCAUUUUUUCCAGAAGCUAAAUUGAAACCUGGCGUUAAAUUACCUGGUGAUUGCGAUCCAACGAAAGUUAAAGUUAAAGGUCGUGGCAUUCAGCCAACUGGUCUAUUAGCACAUGAAAAAGCUGAGUUCAUUGUCGAUACGCGUGGCGCUGGUGAAGCCGAAUUGGAGAUUGCCGUUGUUGAUCCAAAUGGACGAGAUGUUGAUUUAAGUCAAGUCGAAGAUAAUGGAGAUGGAACGUAUACUAUCGCUUACAAUCCGACCAUUGACGGUAAUUACGUUAUUGAUGUAAUAUUUUACGGUCAACAUGUGCCAAAGAGCCCGUUCCAUGUAGAAGUGCAGUCAUUUUGCGAUCCUAAUCGAGUUCGCACUGAAGGACCAGGAUUAGCUUCAACUGGUGUUGUUGCAGGCGAAUUUACAUACUUUAAUGUGCUAACUAAAGGUGCUGGCUCUGGUGAAGUAGCAGUGGAAGUCUUCGAUUCUCAUGGAGCAUCUGAUUACAUUGAAAUUGCUAUGGAAAAAGUUAACGAAAAUGUAUUUAAAGUUGAAUACAAACCAUUAAAUUCUGGUCUACAUACUGUUAAAAUUUUUUUUGGUGGCAAGCCAGUUCGCGGUAAUCCACAUCGCAUUCAUGUUCAACAAGGUGUUGAUCCCAGUCGCGUCCGUGUUCAUGGGCCUGGUAUCGAACCUCGCGGUGUUAUUAUUAACAGAAGCACACAAUUUACCGUUGAUACUUCGGAAGCGGGCGAUGCUAAUCUUGAGAUCGUGAUAGAAAAUAGUAAAGGUCGUAAAUUGCGGCCUGUAAUCGAACAUAACGAAGAGGAACUAGUCAAUACAGUCAGCUAUACACCAACUACUAAUGGAAUGCAUCGUGUCACUAUCAGAUACGCCAAUGAAGAUAUUCCUGGUAGUCCGUAUGAAGUGGAUGUUGCUUCUAAAGAUGAAUUAGAUAUAAUUAAAGUCUAUGGGCGAGGAUUGCAUCACGCAGUAGUUAAUAAAAAUGCCUAUUUUACAAUUGAAACUUUAAAAGAAACUACUCAACCUAUGAGUUUACAUAUUGAAGGCCCUUCUGAGGCAACGGUUGAAUGUUAUGAAGAUGAUAAUGCCAAAUGCGAUGUUGCUUACGUUGCUUCAGCACCUGGCCAGUACUCGAUUCACAUCCUAUUUGGUGAGAAAGAAUACAUUGAAAGCCCUUACCUUGCUGAUAUGGUCCCAGCAUUUUGUGAUCCUAGUAAAUGUAACGCCAGUGGACCUGGUUUAGAUAGGACUGGGUUGCUAUCGGGUACCGAAACUGAAUUUAUUGUUGAUACUAGUGAAGCUGGUCUAGGUGAAUUAAUGAUCGCAAUCCAAGAUUCUAAAGGAAAUGAACUUGAUGUAGACAUCAUUGACAACAGAGACGAUACUUUUACCGCGAAGUAUACGCCUGUUGAUCCCGACAGAUACAGAAUAUCUAUCCAUUAUGGUAAUCAACCAAUUCCGAGAAGUCCAUUUCGUGUCAAAGUUGAUCCUAGUUGGGAUGCAUCCAAGUGUAAAGCCAAUGGUCCUGGUAUUGCACCGGUGGGCGUUAAAGCUAUGGAAGUAACCCAUUUUAAUGUUGACGCAACUAAAGCUGGUGUUGCAGAAUUAAUGGUUGAAAUCAGUCAGCAAACCGGUGGCACUAAAUCGCAAGAACUACUUGCUGAUAUUAUUGAUAAUAAUGAUGGUACAUUUACAGUUGAAUUCACACCGCCAAAGCCUGGUAGGUAUACUGUUGUUGUAAAAUACGGUGAUGCACAUAUACCCGAUAGUCCGUAUCGUAUUAAAGUCGAUAAAGGUUACGACGCUAGUAAAUGUCAUGCCGAAGGCCUUGGUAUUGAAAGAAGAGGUAAUCAUGUUGGUCAACGAACCGAAUUUCAAAUUGAUACAAUCCAAGCUGGACAAGGAGAGUUAACGCUUAACUUUGAAGGAUUCGUUAUUAAUGCUAGCGAUCCCUAUAAUUCAGAGAGCCCUUAUGAUGUUGACGUUGUGACAAACGAUAACCAAUGCUAUGCUGUAUCGUAUACACCUAUUGAUGAAGGACAGUUAACAAUCUCUGUCCUAUACGGUGCCGAUGAUAUACCAGGCAGUCCAUUUCGGGUCAUUGUUGCGCCUGGAAUUGAUCCAAGUAAAUGUCUAGCACAAGGUCCCGGCUUAGCACCAACUGGAGUUGUAACGAAAUAUCAAGCUCAUUUUGAGAUUUUUACUGAUGGUGCUGGUCCUGGUGAAUUAGCAGUUGUUGUAGAAGGGCCAUCUGGUGACGUAGAUCCUGAAAUUGAAGCUAAAAAUGAUGUUCAUACCGAUUUUGCUGUCAAUUAUAUACCUAAUGAGGAAGGUAUGCAUACUGUAACGAUCCUUUUUGGUGGUGUUAAUAUUCCUGGUAGCCCAUUCAAUAUUAACGUUGGACCUCAUGCUGAUGCAAGUAAAUGUUACGGUAGUGGUCCAGGUUUACAAAAUACCGGUCUGCAAGCAAAUCAAGCGACAUAUUUUGAAGUAGAUACAGCUGAUGCUGGCAUAGGUGAUUUAGAAAUCGAUAUUAAGGAUGAAGAUAAUCAAGAUGUAGUUGCGACAAUUAAAGAUAAUGAAGAUGGUACCUAUUUAGUUAAUUAUCGCCCAUUGGAGCCGGGUAAAUACGUCGUAUCCGUAAUCUAUGCCGAUGAUCAUAUUCCUAGUAGCCCGUACUUUGUUAAUGUCGCUAAAGGUAAAGAUUUUAGUGGCGUUCAAAUUUAUGGUCGUGGUUUACGUCGUGGUGUCGUGGAUAAAUACGCUUACUUUACGGUUAAAACAGAAAUUGAUCUCACUGAUCCAAUGAGCUUUGCUGUUGAAGGCCCCGCCGAAGCUACAAUCAAUUGUACGGAUAAUGGUGAUCAUACUUGUACUGUUUCUUAUGUUGCUGAUGUUGAAGGAACAUAUUCUAUUCAUGUUUUCUUCGGCGAUGAGGAAUAUCCACAUAGUCCCUACUUUCCAAAAAUUGAGCCUGCAUUUUGCGAUCCUAGUAAAUGUACUGCCAAAGGACCAGGAUUAAAUCGAACUGGCCUUAAGACCGGCUACCCUGCUGAUUUUACUGUUGACACUAGCGAAGCUGGACUUGGAGAUUUAAUGAUCAUUGUCGAAGAUGUUAGAGGAAUCGAGGCUGAAGUUAGUAUUGUUGACAAUCGCGAUGACACUUUUACUGUUACAUAUACACCGACUGCACCAGAAUACUACGUUAUUACCAUUCUAUUUGGUAAUCAACCCAUACCACGUAGUCCUUACAGAGUUAGAGUAGAUCCUAGCUGGGACGCUUCGAAAUGUAUUGCAACCGGCCCAGGUAUUGAACCAGCUAGUGUUAAAGCACUUGAAGAGACCUACUUCGAGAUAGAUGCAACUGACGCUGGUACUGCUGAAUUAUCGGCAGAAGUUAUCAAUCAUGUUGGACCAAGAAAUAACCAAGAUAUCGCUCCUGAUAUUAUUAACAACGAAGAUGGAACAUUUUUAGUUCGAUUUUUACCACCUAAUCCUGGUCGUUACACUAUUAAUGUUAGAUAUGGUGAUAAACAUAUACCAGAUAGUCCAUAUCUUAUCACCGUCGGCAAAGGUUAUGAUGCAUCACAGUGUGUUGCGGAAGGUCAAGGCUUGGAAAGAAAGGGAAAUCAUGUCGGUAAAGCGACAGAAUUUUACGUCCAUACCUCAGGUGCUGGUAUUGCUGACCUUACGUUAAACUUUGAAGGUUACGUUAUCCAUGCUGACGAUCCUUUAACUUCAGAUUCACCGUAUAAUGUUGAUGUUUAUCGAGAUAAUGAAGACGUGUAUGUUAUAUCAUAUACACCGUACAGUGAAGGCAGAUUAAUUAUAUCGGUUUUAUACGGUUCUGAUGAUAUUCCUGACAGUCCAUUUAGGGUUAAUAUUGGCCCUGGUAUCGAUCCGAGUAAAUGUUUAGCUCAAGGUGAUGGCCUAACACCUAACGGCGUAGUUACUGAGCAUGAUUCAGAAUUUGAAGUUUUUACUGAUGGUGCUGGGCCAGGUGAAUUGACGGUCAUUGUUGAUGGCCCAGGUGGAGAAGUAGUUCCAGAAAUUGAACAAGAAAAUGAUACGGAUUAUCAAGUUACUUAUGCUCCCACCGAAAUCGGAAUGCAUAGUGUUAGUGUUCUCUUUAGUGGUGUCCAUAUACCUGGUAGUCCUUUUGAUGUUAAUGUCAGUCCUCACGCUGAUCCAAGUAAAUGCUUAGGAAGUGGACCUGGUUUAGAACGUUAUGGACUAAUCGCCAAUAAAGUCACAUAUUUCGAAGUGGACACUGUAGAAGCUGGUGCUGGUGUUCUUAAAAUUAUAAUUGAAGAUCAAGACAGAAAUGAGAUAGAUUGUCAAAUGAAACCGGAUGCUGAUGGUACAUAUGUAAUUAAUUAUCGUCCUAUUGAACCUGGCGAAUACAAUAUAUCUGUAUUGUAUGAUGACGAGCAUAUACCAGAUAGCCCAUAUAUUGUUAACGUUGAAAAAGGUAAAGAUUUUAGUGGUAUACAAAUUUACGGACGUGGUUUACGCCGAGGUGUUGUCGAUAAGUAUGCAUAUUUUAAAGUAAAAACUGAAACGGAAUUAACAGAUCCAAUGAGUUUCUCUAUUGAAGGCCCGGCUGAAACUGGAAUCGAAUGCUCGGAUACUCACGAAAAUGUUUGUACAGUUUCAUAUGUUGCCCCUGUUGAAGGUACUUACAAGAUUCAUGUCUAUUUUGGUGAUGAGGAAUAUCCGCAAAGUCCUUACUCUCCAGUAAUCGAGGCAGCUUUUUGCGAUCCUAGUAAAUGUACAGCCAAAGGUCCAGGCUUAGAAAGAACCGGCUUGAAGUCCGGUUAUCCAGCUGAUUUCAUAGUCGAUACAAGCGAAGCUGGAUUAGGGGAUUUGAUGAUUAUCGUCGAGGAUGUCAAGGGUAAUGAAGCCGAUGUUAGUAUUGUCGAUAAUCGCGAUGAUACCUUUACCGUUACUUAUACACCAUGGGUACCCGAUUUUUACAUUAUUACCAUAAUAUUUGGUGGUGAGAAUAUCCCUCGAAGUCCAUAUCGGGUUAGAGUUGAUCCAAGUUGGGAUGCAUCUAAGUGCACUGCAGAUGGUCCUGGUAUUGAACCAGCCGGGGUUAAAGCCUUACAAGAAACUUAUAUAUCGGUCGAUGCAUCUGAGGCUGGUAUGGCGGACCUAACUGUAGACGUAGUUAAUCAAUUGCAGUCACGCCAAAAUCAGGAAAUAAUAUCUGAAAUCAUCGAAAACGGCGAUGGUACUUUUACUGUGAAGUAUACACCCCCAAUUCCAGGGCGUUACUCAGUUAUUAUAAAAUAUGGUGAUGAUCACAUACCAGAGAGUCCAUAUAACGUUAGGGUCGAAAAAGCCUAUGAUGCAUCCUUAGUGCAUGCUAGUGGUCCUGGUUUGGAAAGAACUGGCUUACAUUCUGGACUCCGAACAGAAUUUAUAGUUGAUUGUACCGAAGCUGGCAUAGCUGAAUUAUCGUGUGACUUUGAAGGUCAUAUUGUGCAGGCUAGUCAUCCGCAAUCAUCAGUAAACCCAUAUGAUGUUGAUAUUAUUGAUAAUUCAGAUGGUACAUAUCUUGUGGAGUAUACACCAUGUGAGCAAGGCCGUCUAACAGUCAUUAUUAUGUACGGUGCUGAUGACAUUCCUGGUAGUCCAUUCAAAGUAAAUGUUGGCCCUGGUAUCGAUCCGUCUAAAUGCUUUGCUUUAGGUCCUGGCCUCGAGCCAGGUGUACGAGUUGGAUUUGCUACAUCUUUUGAAGUUAGUGUUGAAGGAGCUGGUCCAGGUCAAUUAACUCUCGAUAUUGUUGAUCCGAAUAAUAAUGCCGUUGAUUAUGAUCUAGAAGAUACAAGCGACAUAGACUACAACGUGGAUUAUACAGCACAAAUUGAAGGUCCUCAUCAAGUAAAUAUUUACUUUGCUGGCGUUCAUAUACCAAACAGUCCAUUCACAGUCGAUGUUGGGCCUUAUAGUGAUCCAUCAAAAUGUAAAGCAUUUGGACCGGGUCUUGUUAGUGGAUUUGUAGGUGCAUCCACAGAUUUUACAAUCGAUACCACUGAAGCUGGUGAUGGUGAUAUCGGAGUUACUAUCGAUGGACCUACUGAAGCCGAAAUUGAUUCACUUGAUAACGGAGAUGGUACAUGUUCUGUAAAUUAUUUUCCCAUAUUACCAGGCCAAUACACAAUCAAUAUUCUGUUUGCUAGCGAAGCAAUACCCAAUAGUCCUUUUGUCGCUACUAUUGUUUACCCUGUGGAUGCUUCAAAAUGUAUUGUUGGUGGGCCAGGUUUAGAAAAUGGUUUAAUUGAAGAUGAAGCAACCUAUCUUACCGUAGAUACAACAAUGGCUGGAGAUGCUCAAUUAAAAAUUGACCUAGAAGAUGCUGAUGGCCAUCAUAUUCCGUUAGUAGUCAAGGAAAAUGAGGACAUUUUUACAGCUGAGUAUUCUACAACAGUAGCUGGACCUAUGACAGCCAAUAUUAGUUACGGCGAUCAACCUGUUCCAGGUAGUCCAUUUACGAUUAAUGUUGAUCAUCGCGUAGACGUUUCGAAAAUCAUCGUAUCAGGUAAUGGAUUGGAAAACCCAGUUUAUGUUGGUGAAGAAAGUAAGUUUACCGUAGAUGCAAUUGAUGCUGGACCAUCACAGCUCGAUGUUUACAUCCAAAGUACAACUGGUGUUUAUGUUGAAGCAGCAAUUGAACAGGAUCCAGAAUUGAUCUUUAAUGUCACGUAUGUUGCUCCAAGUGAGGGUGACUAUGUUAUCGAUAUAAAGUAUCACAAUGAAGACGUGCCUGAUAACCCAUUUAGUGUUUUUGCGGAGUUGCCACUGGAUCCAUCGAAAGUAUCAGCUUAUGGUCCUGGUCUAGAAGGUGCUAUAACUGAUAUUGCAACUGCCUUCAUUAUCGAUACUAGGGAAGCCGGGUAUGGUAAUCUUGAUAUAUCUGUAGAUGGCCCAGUUGAUGCACCAUUAACUUGCAACGAAUUAGGUGAUGGAAGGUGCGAAGUAACUUAUACACCUCCUCGUCGUGGCGUUUAUGAAUUUCACAUAACUUAUGGUGAUGAAGCGAUUCCUGGUAGUCCAUUUCCAGUUAAUGUGGCUAACCCACUUGAUCCAAGUAAAUGUGUUGCAUCUGGCCCUGGUAUUGAAAAAACUGGAAAUCGCGCUCAACAUGAAACUAAUUUUAUUGUAGAUACCUCUGAAGCUGGUGAUGCUGAAUUAGAAGUUGACAUCAAAACUCAAUCUGGUCAUCAUAUUGAUAAUAAGAUAACUCAUAACAGUGAAGGUAUUUAUAACGUGAGUUAUACGCCUAAAAAUGAAGGUCUUUGUUACAUUAAGGUCAAGUACGCUGGCAAAGAGAUACCACGUAGUCCCUUUAGUACUCGCAUUUUGCCAGCUUACGAUGCAAGUAAAGUCAAUGUUGAAGGUGAUUGCUUAAACGGUGAGCCAGUGUAUGUUGAAGAUGAGCAAUGCGUUCAUGUGGACUAUUCAGAAGCAGGCUUAGGUGAUCUUACAGCGUUAUUAAAAGCGCCAAAUAAUAGAAAACUUGCACCUGAAAUAUUAGAUAAUGGAGAUGAUACAUCUGAUAUACGGUUUGUGCCUGAAAAAGUUGGUAGAUAUCAGCUAACGAUUAAGUUUGGUGCUGAUCAUGUACCAGGUAGCCCUUUCCAAGUUUCAGCAGCCCCUUUUGCAUUUCCUGAAAAGUGUGUUGCAUCGGGUACUGGCUUGGAUCGUACAGGAAAUAAAACUGGUACGCGCCAAAAAUUCCUCAUUGAUGCAAAGGAAGCAGGUCGUGGUAAUUUAACUGCUAGCCUCAUAACUCCUCGUGGUUAUGAAUUCCCAAUACCCUUAGAAGAACAUGAAGAUGAACCAGGUGUUUUUUCUUGCCGAUAUCGAUAUUUCGAGCAAGGCCGUAACAAAGUUAACGUCAAAUUUGCAGACCACGACAUUCCUGGCAGUCCGUUUCCUGUUAAAGUUGAUAAGGGGUAUGCGACUAAUCCUGAGCGUGUUGAUAUUGGUAAUGCUGAUGAGGUUGAAGCUAAAUUAGUUACGGUAGAUGAGAUAAUACCGAUUGAAGUUGACGCUACUAAAGCAGGUCCUGGUGAUCUAGACGCUCAAGUUAAAUGCCCGUCUGGAGCAAUAAUAGAUCCCGAGGUUAUUGAUAAUGAUGAUGACACUUACAGAGUCAGUUUUAAGUCGGAUGAAAUAGGUGUCCAUGAAGUCAGUAUCAAGUAUGCAAAUCAGCAUGUGCAUGGUAGUCCAUUUAAUGUUGUAAUCUAUGGACCUGGUGCUGCUGACUGUAAAGCGUAUGGUAAUGGGCUGGAUGAAGCUACCGUUGGCGAAGAGGCAACAUUUACUAUUGACAGCAAAGAUGCUGGUACUGGUAGCUUAGCAGUUGAUAUUGAAGGACCGGAAGAAGCUGACAUAAUUUCUGAAGAUAACGGUGAUGGUACAUGUGACGUCAAUUUUGUACCAACGGCGCCUGGUAACUAUGAUAUUCAUGUUACCUUCAAUGGUAAUCCGAUUCCAGGUAGUCCAUUUCCUUGUAAUGUUACACCCAAGCCUAUUAUAGAAGAAAGUGUUGGUAAAGAUCAAGCACCAACUGCUGAAGAUAGCCCAAUUAACUGGGACGAUUUAGAUGAUCUAUCUGAAAACCCAUACAAGCCUGAAACACCACUUGAUGUUAUCAAUGAAGCUGUUACAAUGGAACAAGUGAAGACAACGCAGUUGGAGCAACUAUGCGAUUUCUUACUAGAAAAUCCUGAUCGAGAUGUUAGAGAUCUUAAUGCAACCGUCAUUAGCCCAUCCGGAAAUACACAACCAUGCAAGCUAGUUCCAAAGCGCGAUGGUACGUUUGGUGUAAAUUUUGUACCUCACGAGCUUGGACGUCAUCAUGUCAAUAUAAUAAAGCAUGGCAAACAUAUCGAUGGUAGUCCAUUCAUUGUCGAUGUUCUUCCAAUGGAUUACUGUGAUCCGACGAAAGUCUACGCUACUGGUACAGGUCUUGUAAGUGGAGUUGUUAAUCAAGAAGCUGAAUUUAUGGUUAAUACCCGUGAUGCUGGCUACGGUGGACUGGGUGUAGAUAUACAUGGGCCAUCGCAGGCUGAAUUAACUUGCAUUGAUAACCAAGACGGUACAUGCACAUUCAAAUAUACACCAACUGUUCCUGGAUAUUAUGGUAUUGAAAUUAAAUUUGCUGAUCAACAUAUACCCGGUAGCUUGUUUUAUCCGUAUAUUGCACCUGACAGACAAGCUAAACAAACAUUUCGACAAGUUUUUGCUCAAGUAACCGAGCAACCCGAUACUAAAACUGAAGUUGGUAAAUCGUUAGGAUUCGCAUUUCAAUUACCUAACGCAAGGCGUGAGAAUAUAGCGGCUUCAGUUCGACAACCAUCUGGAUUCGUUUAUGAAGCUGAAAUUGUCGAAGAAUCACCUGAAUUGUACACAGUUCAAUUCUUGCCCAAAGAGCCAGGUGAUCAUUUGGUUAGUAUAAAGAAAAAUAAUCGCCAUAUUCAAGGUAGUCCAUUUCCAGUUAGCGUUCGAUUUGGUGGCGACAGUCGAGAAGUCAAAUGUUUUGCUUACGGUCCGGGUCUACAAUAUGGUUUCGUUAAUCGUCAAAGCCACUUUACUGUGUGGACAACUGAUAAAACGGCCGAAAGUUUCAGAGUUGAAAUUGAGGGACCAUCACCUCUUGAGAUAUUUUGCCAUGAUAAUGAUGAUACAUCACAUGUGCUAUCGUAUACACCACCAGUGCCAGGCGAGUAUCUCAUCCAUGUCAUAUUCCGCGAUAAAGAAAUACCGCACAGUCCAUACACUGUUCACGUUAUGAGCGAUGAAAGUGAGGUAAAACCUGUAAAUGAAAAUAUUCAACGAGCUGAGGCCGCGGUUGGUGAAGCUUCAUUAUUUGAAUUACCGGAUGACAUUGCAGGUGAAGAACUUGACGUAACAAUUAUAUCACCAUCGGGCAUAAAAGAACCUGGUAGCGUUACUCGUACUGAAAGAGGUAGCUAUAUAGCUCGAUUCGUACCCAUUGAGCCUGGCAAGCAUACUGUUAAUAUGACGGUAAAUGGGCGCCACAUACCUGGUAGCCCGUUCUAUGUCUAUGUAAAUCCUGAUGGUGGGGAUGCAAAGCAAUGUAAAGCAUACGGUAAAGGGCUGAAAUACGCUAAGGUAUCGGAAGUAGCAGAGUUUUAUGUUUUAACCGAAAAUGCCGGCCCUGGUGAAGUUGAUAUUAGUAUUGAUGGACCAGUUAAAACAGGAUGUAAUCAUAAAGUGACCACACCUGGUCAUCAUACGGCAACUUAUCUUCCAUUAGCAGAUGGCAUUUAUACUAUUAAUAUUAAAUUUGCUGGCAAGCAUGUCCCUUACAGUCCGUUUAGAGUCCCAAUAAGGGAUGCUGAUAAACCUAAACCUGAGAAAUGUAUUGCUGAAGGACCUGGUCUUCAAUCUGCGCGGAAAGGUGUUAAUCAUUUUACUUUAGACGCCUCUGAUGCUGGUAACGGUUCUAUCAUGGUUGGAGUAAAAGGACCCAGUAUUCCGUGUGAUGAAAUUAAAGUUAACCAUAAAGGUGAUAAAGUUUAUACAGUUGGUUAUCGACUGGCUGAAUCUGGUCCUCACUUAUUAACUGUUAAAUGGGGUGAUAAACACAUUCCUGGUAGUCCGUAUACAGUAAUUGCUAAAUAA